This is a messenger RNA of Melanaphis sacchari, 2441 nucleotides long. RefSeq lists its product as uncharacterized. The record is from RefSeq and is a predicted model, not a curated record. NCBI's taxonomy places the organism in Eukaryota, Metazoa, Arthropoda, Insecta, Hemiptera, Aphididae. Bases 1376 to 2344 code for a protein of 322 amino acids. Gene Ontology annotation, biological process: peptidyl-glutamate ADP-deribosylation. The transcript is spliced from 4 exons.
GACAAUUUUAUCUUUUAUUGUUAUUAUUAUUUUUUUUUUUUUAUUGUUUGGAUAUGUGGUAUAUAUAUUAACAUACCUAUAACCUAUAUGAUUGUAGAAGCGAAUCCGAGCAAUGCCAAAAUGUGUAAGUAAAAAUGUAGGUUAAAUAGUUACAUUAAAAUUACAAAAAAAAACGUGUAUUUCUUUUAUUCAUCGAUGCAAAUCAAUUAAUUAUAUAUUUAUGAACUUCUAUACAAAUUUGUAAAAGAAAUAAUUAUUUGUAGGUAACAUAUGAAGUGUAGAUUCUAAGGGGACGUGCUCCACUAAACGCCGCAUCUAAAGUAUGAAAUGGUUUUGAUAUCUAUUAAUAUAUAAGGAAUAACAUGUUUUUUAAAUAAUUUAUGUUACUUAAAUUUAGUUAGUUUAAUUAAAUAACCCACAUAAAAGUGCUCUAACACAUACAAUUGAAUGUUUAGGGAGACAAGUAAAGUAAAAUAAAGUAUACAUACAAUCACUUGAAGAAACAAACCUACUCCAAAGGAAAUUAGGGGAAGCAUUAAAACGUUCAUUUCAUCCGACUGAUGUGUUAAGAAAUUUUUUCGGAGACGUAAGAGAUACAUUUGUAAUUUAAGAUUAUAAUUUCUAUUACAAUUGUAAAACUAAAAGCUCCAAUAAAAUAUUUAGGUAACUUUAGGAUACAUUUUCUUUUUUGUAUAGAUAGCAUACGAAUAUAUUACACGUGUACCGAAAUUUAUCACAUUUGGUUUAUUUCAAUUUCAAAUACGUUUCUCUAAUAUCUUUUCUUUCCUAUAAUAGACUUGAUGAAUUACAUAAAUUUUUUUCAUCAUAAUAUAAAAUAAAAUUGUAAAAUUUGGACGUUUAGUCCGUGUCCCAUGAUAACCGGUAAAACCUAAUGAUUACUGAGAAUUUUCAAAGAUACUAAUCUAAAUCUAUAGUUAGUGUAAUAAAUUUUUCCAUUUCCAACGGUUAGUAUUGUUGAGACGGUGAGUUGUUGGUAUUUAGUGUUUACUGAUUCUGCUAUUUUAAGGUGAAAUUGAUAACAACUUAUGCCGUAAGCUGUUGCUUAUUUUAAUUUUCAGACAAGUUAUACAUUACUUGGUACAAAUUGUACAAUCGUCAAUCACCAAUAUCAGAUUCAGUAAUAUCUAAAUAAUUAUUAUUUUCUACGAUACUAUUUAUUAUUUAAUAGUACCCUGUAAAGUCAAUUGUGUACCUAUUAAACCUAUUAAUUGUCUAAAACAUUUUCGUUUCUAUUUAUUAUCAAUCUACUUAUACUGUUAGUCCGUGAAACAAUUGUUUUCAUCGUCAUCAUUUUCAAUCUCCAAGUUAAAUAAGAAGAAAAACUAAAAAAAAAAAAUAUUUGAAAUUCAUAUCCAUGGAACUCAAAUCAGAAAUUGUCAGAAAAAAAAUUAUUGAAGAAGUUGAUAUAUUUUUAUUUGAUAUGCCUGAAGAUUAUUCUUUAGGACAUUGUGUGGCCAAAGAUAUGCGUAUGAGUGCUGGUAUCGCCAUACAUUUCAAGAAGAUUUUUGGAAGAGUUGGUGAACUGAUGGAUCAAAGACCUGAUGUUGGUUCAGUAGCAUAUUUACAACAAAAUGAUCGAUUUAUUUACUAUUUAAUUACAAAGGAAUAUAGCUAUAAUAAACCAACAUAUAGAAGUAUAACUGCAGCCAUUACAAAAUUACGUGACUUUAUUGUAAAACAUGGUAUCAAAAAAUUAGCCAUACCACGUAUUGGUUGUGGUUUAGACAAAUUAGACUGGUCAAUAGUAAGAGGCAUUAUUGAAAAUGUAUUUCAAAACGCAGGGUGUGCUAUCAAAGUUUGUCAUUUUACACGUAACAUGUCAAAAGAAUCAGAAUCACUCCGGAUUGAACAUCCAAGUACUAUAAAAGUUCAUCAAAAUAUCAAAGAUAUAGAAAAACGUGAAUUUGAAAAACUGAAUAUUAUUUUAUAUUCUCGGACAACUACUUUACCAGUAUAUUGGGAUCAACAUUUUCAAUCUGUCAAUGAAAAAUACUGCUUUAAGUCACAAUACUAUAAAGACUAUCAGGUGGAUCUUGAAGUUGGCCAGUGCUUACAUUACAACACAAUAGAAGCUUAUAUAUUUGUUAUAAUCACAAACAAUAAUAUAAAAGACCAUUUUUCAUAUCAAAAUUUGGAAAAAGGACUUACAAAAAUAAAAAUGUUGAUCAAGAAGGAUCAGUGGCACCCAACAUUUGUAAUACAUAAACUAAAUAAUCAUAUAUUUGAAAAUCUCAUUAAUCAAAAAAUUUUAUCUCUAAUUUGUUCAUCAUUUUUAGAAUUGACUCCAUGUGUCAUUCUUGAAAUAAAAGAUAGUAAUUCUUAAACAUUUAAAAUAACAAAAUAAACUUUUGUUAAAUUUGAAACUGAUGAGUCGUACUAAGUAGUAAUGAUUAAUGUAUGAUGAUUGUAUUAAUUAUUAC